Molecule: messenger RNA, 1164 nt
Organism: Gossypium raimondii (Peruvian cotton)
Lineage: Eukaryota; Viridiplantae; Streptophyta; Magnoliopsida; Malvales; Malvaceae
Exons: 2
Coding region: 1-1164 (387 amino acids)
Source: RefSeq, a predicted model, not a curated record
AUGGAGGGUUGUGAUUAUUGGGAAGCUGUCAAGGAAGAUUAUGAGGUGACUCCACUUCCCAACAAUUCAACUAUGAACCAGAUCAAAAUGCACAAGGACAGAACCACCAGUAAGGCUAAAGCAAAGGCUUGGCUUUAUGCUUUGGUUUCACCAUCCAUAUUUAAUAGAAUUAUGGUUUUUGGAUUAGCAAAGGAUAUAUGGGACUACCUCAAAGCUGAGUAUCAAGAAGAUGAGAGGAUCAAGAGCAUGAAGGUGUUGAACUUGAUCAGAGAAUUCGAGAGGCUACAAAUGAAGGAGUUUGAGUCAAUCAAAGAAUACUCGGACAAGCUAAUAGAUAUUGCCAACAAGGUAAGAGUUAUUGGGACUGAUCUCUCUUAUUCUAAACUGGUGCAAAAAAUAUUAGUUUCUAUGCCUGAGAAGUAUGAAGCAACAAUUGUCUCUUUGGAGAACACUAAGGACUUGACUCAGUUGAGAGUAGUGGAGUUGAUUAGUGCUUUACAAGCACAAGAGCAAAUGUGGGUAAUGAGGUGUUGGAGAAAGCCAGAUGUGAAGUGCAGAAGGUGCAACUUGAUGGGGCACAUUGAGAGAUUUUGCAAGGAACCAAGAAAUCAGCAACAAGGUGGAGCACAUGUCGCUCUUAAAGAAGAAGAUGGCCAUCUAUUUGUUGUCUAUUACUUCUCAUCAAGCACUCUAUAUGAAAGUUGGUUAGUUGAUAGUGGUUGCACCAAUCACAUGAAUUGUGAUGAGAAAAUAUUUAAAGACCUUGACGGGUCAUUGAAGUCAAGAGUAAGGAUAGGAAAUGGAGAAUACCUAGAAGUGAAGGGAAAAGACACAAUUGCAAUAGAGAGUUAUGAUGGAACUAAGAUGUUCUCAGAUGUUCUGUUUGUACCUAAGAUUGAUCAAAACUUGCUGAGUGUGGGGAAAUUGAUAAAGAAUGGAUUCAAGGUGAUGUUUGAAGAGGAAAGGUGUCUAAUCAUUGACUCUAGCAGCAAUGAAUUAUUUAGGAUCAAGAUGCAGAAGAAGAGCUUCUCAUUGAAUCCACUCGAGGAGGAGCAAGUCACAUCCAAGUGUCAGCUAGUAAUGACAUCAGAUCAAAUGGACCUUCAUGCUGAGCAAGUUAAGACGAUUAUGAAAUUGAUGAUGCAAUGUAAUGAAAAGAGUUGA